Messenger RNA from Lachnellula hyalina, 996 nucleotides. It is a transcript of the gene HMO1, whose product is annotated as High mobility group protein. Lineage: Eukaryota; Fungi; Ascomycota; Leotiomycetes; Helotiales; Lachnaceae. The record is from RefSeq and is a predicted model, not a curated record. Bases 1 to 996 code for a protein of 331 amino acids. The transcript has 3 exons.
AUGGCCAAGGGAAAGAAAGCAGAAGAGAAGCCCAAGGAGGUCGAGACCAUUACCCUUGACGUGAAAAGCUUUGUGCGCACCAGAGACUCGGUCGUCAACGGGCUCGCAACCCUCCAAGAAGCCAUCAAAACCCUCUCGAGCGCCUACAUCAAGCAUACAAAUGCAUGUCUUGGUGAUUUUUCCACCAGCCAGGAAAUCGACUCGUCUCUAGCCAGGCUUGGUGACAAUCCUUUGCUACUGGGAGAUCUUCAACAUCCUCCGAGUCCAGCCAGGUCGGCCGCCGCAGAUGCUGCACCCGAGAAGAAGGAGCGCAAGAAGAGACAGCAUGACCCCAAUGCGCCAAAGCGUCCUCUUACACCUUUCUUCCUGUAUAUGCAGACUGCGCGCCCCAUCAUCACGCAAGAUCUUGGACCAGAAGCUGCCAAAGGUGCUGUCAGCACUGAAGGCACAAGAAGAUGGGGUAUCAUGGACGAUGACGACAAGCAGCUAUGGACCAAUGCCUACAAGGACAACUUGCGACUCUACAACGCAAGAAUGCACUCAUAUAAAAGUGGCACCAACCCGGAUGCUAAAGACAUGACCGAACUAGAAGCAGCUGCCUAUGCUGAUGAGCACAACAUCGGUGCCGAUGCCGCCUCAGCUAACGCGCAACUUGUUGGAGAGGCCAAUGCUACUGUUCUUCAUGACACAGAUGCUGAAGGCGAGCCAGAGAAGGAACCCACGCCUCCUAUCAAGACGCCAAAAGGCAAAGGAACCCGAAAGAGCAAGGCUACACCAGUAUCAUCUGCCCCCGAGCCAAUUGUCCCAGCCGCAAGCAUUGUCCCUCCCAAGGCCGCCCCAGCAGAAAAGGAAAAGAGUCCCGACAAGAAGCGCAAGCGAGGUAGCAAGAAGACUGUAGAUGAGUCGGUUGGUGCUGUUGAGAAAGAAGAGCUCCAGGUGGAGACACCAAAGAGCGGCCCCAAGCCAAGAAAGAAGAAGACGAAGGCUGACUCCUAG